Messenger RNA from Pelodiscus sinensis (Chinese soft-shelled turtle), 2037 nucleotides. Lineage: Eukaryota; Metazoa; Chordata; Testudines; Trionychidae. The record is from RefSeq and is a predicted model, not a curated record.
UUGGGACUUGUUUCAUCAGGUGUCUGCAAUACUUUUUCACUGGAAAUUAAAGUCAAUCCUGAAGUACGAGCUUUUGUGGAUGAACAGGUGACCCUGAAAUGCUCAUUCAGAUCCUUCUCUCCCAUAACUGAGAAGCUGACUGUAGACUGGACUUACCAGCCCCUCACAGGUGGCCAUACGCAGACAAUUUUUCAUUUUCAGUCUGUUGCAUACCCAGCUGUAGCGGGAACAUUCAGAGGCAGGAUUUUGUGGGUUGGGAACAUUGGCAAGGGUGAUGCCUCCAUUGCUAUCCAAAAUCUGACGCUGAAUGACAAUGGGACGUUCACCUGUGCUGUGAAGAAUCCUCCAGAUGUGCACCACAACAUCCCUCAGACCAAGCUGACGGUCACACACAGGCGCUUUUCUUCGCAGCUAAUGUCAGCAGUGUUGCUAUCCAUCUUAGUGUUUCUCCCCUCUGCCAUUGUGGUCAUUCUGCUGCUGGUGCGAAUGGGAAGGAAAUUUGGAGUCCUAAAGCACCAAAAAAAAUCUGGCUAUAAGAAAUCCUCCAUUGAAGUCUCUGAUGAUGAGCUUGAGCACAGUGAGCCGGGCACCUGCCUAGGGAAGAUGGGUACAUGGUGUUUGCACUGUGUGGACACAGAUGAGGAAGAACCAUACUGAUGGAAGCCCAAAGCUGCAGAUGAAGAGAAAACAAACCGUACCAAAGUCACCUCCAGAAGGCUACUAGGACCCUGGGAUACUCAGUGGUUCAUGGCACCUUGGCAGAAUAAUUUUGAUAGGAAAAUCAGCCCUAGGAAUAAUGGGCCCACAAAAGCUUAUGUGCCAAUAAAUCUGUUAGUCUAUAAGGUGCCACAGGACUCCUUGUCGCUUUGCAGAUUCAGACUAACGCAGCUACCCCUCUGACACUGGAAUAUUGAUGGACAUCUUAGCUGUCAUGCUUAUGGAGCUGAGAGCGGGAGCGAAUGGAGCAGAGAGCGGCCUCGUCUUAGGCCGGGAGGCUCUAGUGAGGGGUGUGGAAUUCCUGGGCGGCUGUAGGAAUCUACAGAAAGGCUCUGAAGUUUCUUAGUGAGGAGAACAGUGCAUCAGGAUAUUAGCAAAUACUGAUACUCAUCCCAGAGGGCUGGCACGAUACAUUGCUUAGCUGGGAAAUCACUGAAUUCUCCCGACUUUCCCUCCUCCCCCAGCCCCGGCAGUAAGCGUUGUGAGGACAGCGGCUCUAUGCUCGGGUGGCAUUGCAUCCUGUUUGAGUUCUGACCUGUCUGUGGAAGCAGCAGUGUGGAUAACACGGGGUUCUGAGACUGAUGCCUCCAGCACAGGCUUACCCCACCACUGCCUAGUCCUUGUCAUCCCAGGAAGCCUGAUACAGAAUCCAGGCAAUGGGAUUCCCCAUAUAGUUCCCUCACUGCCCACCCCAGGCAGGAGUCUUGCUCUGCCCCAGGGUGGCAUGAGCACCUGGGAACACCAUCUGAUGUUGCCUCUAGAAUUCCGAGGUUUCUGGGUGCCCCAGCCUGCUUCACUGCAAGUCUGAGAGAGCUGCUCUUGACUUGGCUGGGAACAGGUUUGUAUCUUGUCCUGGCCCUGCCUUUGCUGCUCAGGCUGGGAAGUGCCUUUCCUCGUCUCAUGCUUCCUCCUGUGCCUCAGGUUGCCUGAGCAUUGGGUGCCCCCGUCUACGCAACAGCGGGCAGAUGUAACGAUCCUGGUAAAUGAGAGUAUUGUAAAGAGCCUUGUCCAUAAUCCCCUGCAGCACUGAACUUGCUGUAACUCCAGGAGGGAGUCUGAACUUUUUAUACAUGCAAGUGCUGAAUGGGAAACUAUUAAGCUGCCAGAAGGCUGGGCACCUGACUGCUGCCCCAUGGCCUGCAAGGGGUGGCGUAUCUUUCACCAUCACUGCCCAGUGAGAAAGGGAGGAGGUAGCUGCAGUCACAUGCAUCUCUGCUUAGCACUCAAACUGCUGCUAGCGCUGCUUGUGUUCACUGGGCGGUGGAGGUCCCUUGUGCUAUAGAUGCACUGGUGUCAUGGCCAAUAAAUCAUUUUGUUAUA